Molecule: messenger RNA, 558 nt
Organism: Malurus melanocephalus (red-backed fairy wren)
Lineage: Eukaryota; Metazoa; Chordata; Aves; Passeriformes; Maluridae
Product: short-chain dehydrogenase/reductase family 9C member 7-like
Exons: 3
Coding region: 8-469 (153 amino acids)
Source: RefSeq, a predicted model, not a curated record
CAGCGUGAUGGGCCGCCUGUCCUUCUUCGGGGGUGGCUACUGCCUCUCCAAAUUCGGCGUGGAGGCCUUUUCCGACAGCCUCAGGCGGGAGAUGCGUCCCUUCGGGGUGCACGUCUCCAUCAUCGAACCGGGAGGUUUCCGAACGGGCAUGAUCGACCCCGCGCCGCUGGUGAAGGAYUUCGAGCACCUCUGGGAGCGGCUCCCGGCAGAAACCCAGGCAGCCUACGGCCACCGCUACGUGGACAGAUAUGCCGAGUGCUGCACCCUCCUGCACCGCCUGAGCAGCUCCCGCCUGUCGCAUGUCACCGAUGCCAUGACACACGCGCUGCUCUCCCGCUGCCCCCGCAGCCGCUACGCCGCCGGUUGGGAUGCUCGGCUCAUUUUCCUGCCCCUCAGCUACUGCCCGGCCUGGCUGACCGACAUCAUCGUCGGCUUCUUCCUGCCCAUCCCGGCCAGCGGGAUGCCCUGAGGGUGGCCACCAGCGUGGGGACACGGACAGGGCGCCCGUGGGUGACCCGCACCCCCCGAGAACGUGCUCAAUUAAAGGUGGUGCAAUGU